CCAGCCCUCCACCUCCUUUCACAGUCCAACCCUCCCCGAAAACCAUGGCCAAUCUCCUUCUCACCACCCUUCUCCUCUCUCUCCUAACCCUCUCCCUCAUGCUCCCCGCCCACUCCUGCCCCACCUGCCCCAACUCAUCUCCACCUCCCCCCAAACCCAAACCCAAACCCAAACCCAAACCCAAACCCAAACCCAAACCCACGCCCACUGUUCCCUGCCCUCCCCCGCCUUACAAACCCUAUCAUCCCCCGCCCUCCAACCAAUGCCCCAUCGACGUCCUCAAACUAGACGCCUGCGUCGACGUGCUCGGCGACUUGGUGCACGUCCUGCUCGGCAACAGCGCCACCACGACUUGCUGCCCAGUUAUUAAGGGACUCGCCGAUCUCGACGCCGGUCUCUGCCUUUGCACUGCCAUCAAAGCCAAGCUUCUCAAUAUAGAUGUGUUUCUUCCCAUUGCUUUAGAGGUACUUAUCGACUGUGGCAAACGCCUGCCGUCCGAUUAUACGUGCCCGGCCUGAUUUCAAAAUUAUUAGGUCCGGUUUCUUUGUUAUCCUAUUUUUUUUUUAAGUUUUGUUUGUACUUGUGGUCUCUGUGUUGUGAGCCAGUGUAAUUUGUAAGUUUGGUAGUUACUUUGUUGCUUCUGUUGUUUUCAUUAGAAAGCUUAGAAGCUGUAAUAUUUCCUUGUCUGGGAAAUAAAAUAAAAUUUUAACAUAUGUAAUUCCUAAGAUGUGUUGAUGAAUUUUCUUAUUA
Phalaenopsis equestris is the source of this 750-nucleotide messenger RNA. RefSeq names its product 36.4 kDa proline-rich protein. The transcript has a single exon. Bases 45 to 518 code for a protein of 157 amino acids. NCBI's taxonomy places the organism in Eukaryota, Viridiplantae, Streptophyta, Magnoliopsida, Asparagales, Orchidaceae. The record is from RefSeq and is a predicted model, not a curated record.